AUUUUAUUUGACAAUGGUACUGACUGGUACAGUUAGCGUCACUGGAAGAAGUCGAGCUUUGUGCGCGGCAGAGAACGUGAAGUGGAAUGUCAGUGUUUUGUCGGCUUGUCAAGUGAAUGUUGAAGUGAGGGUGUGUUCGCCAUUUACCUGGACGGCCAUCAGUGCUCUUGUGACUACUUUACUAAACGAGAACACAGAUACAACUGUACAUUUGUAUUUAUUGUGUUAACGCUGGCUACUCUUCUGAAGAAAGCAGGGUCCGGAUUAAAGGAUGUGAAGAAGGCUCUGAGUCGGGGCUCCAAGAUGAGUGUGACGUCAUGGUUCCUGGUCAGCAGCUCAGGUACAAGACAUCGGUUGCCACCAGAGAUGAUCUUUGUCGGCCGGGAGGAGUGCGAGCUCAUGUUGCAGUCGCGCAGUGUGGAUAAGCAGCAUGCUGUCGUCAACUACAACCCAGCCACAGACGAGCACAUGGUGAAGGACCUGGGCAGCCUGAACGGGACUUUUGUGAAUGAUCUGAGAAUCCCAGACGAGACUUACAUUACCCUGAUGCUCUCUGAUGUCAUCCGCUUUGGAUAUGAUUCUCAUGUGUACAUCCUGGAGAGGAGUCAACACAAGGUGCCAGAGGAGGCUCUCAAACAUGAGAAGUACACCAGCCAGCUGCAGAUGAGUAUGAAGGCACUGGAGGCCAGGAAGAAGGAGAAGGAGAGGCAGCAUGCUAAGGAGAAGACCAGAGACUCAUCCUGCUUCCAACAGGAGAAAGUCGAGCAUAAAGCUGCCCUCGCAGCAGUGGCCAGCGAGGCUCCAGUGUCCAGACCCACUCCUCUGUAUGGGCAGCCGUUGUGGUGGGGGGAGGAUGAUGCUGAACACAGUGAAGGACAGCGGCCAGCGGAGGACCCUGCAGAGAAUACUAAAGAGGGCUCCAGACAUGAGGUCAGCGGCUCCCUGUCGGACAGCCAGGCCAAGACGAUCUACUCACACCACAGGGAGCCCAGCUACUUUGAGAUUCCCACCAAGGAGUUCCAGCAGCAGGAGCUCCAUGAGGUUCCCACUAAGGACACUGACCCCCCUUCUGUCCCUGUUCUCCCUCCAGUCCCCACCUCCACACCCCCUGUGGUGCAGAGCCACGCCUCCUUCACCAUUGAGUUUGAUGAAUGCACACCAAGCAAGAUCAAGAUCAAGGACCAUGUGACCAAGUUUUCCCUCCGCCAGCAACGCAAGCUCCCGGGUAAGGAGGUGGUGACAGCGCCCACUGAGGUGAUAUCAGCGGAGUGCAAGGUGGCUGAUUGGCUGGUCCAAAGCGAUGUGAGCAUGAUGAGGUCGUCUCAGACAGAGGACAUGUUCAGCUCAAAGAGUGGCCUGCCCAUCUGCAACAAGGCUUCCACAGGCCACCACCAUGAGGAUGGGACUCGGAGUGACUCUGAGGAUCCUGUUGUAAACGGGAAACAGGCUAUCCAAUUAAAGCCACCGAUGGGCCCUCACACGUCUCUACCACCCCAGCUGGCCCUCCCUAGACCCUUCACCAACCCUGACUCAGAGGAGCCUCAGUCUCACUCCCCUCCUCCGAGCCAGGACAAAGCAGACCCCCAGCAGGGCUUUGUCAUUGAGUUCUUUGACGACAAUCCACGCAAGAAGCGCUCACAGUACUUCACCAACAACACAGGCCAGCUCGACAGCCCGGCCCUCAGGAAUAAGCCGGAGAAAAGGUGCGGCCCCAGCACCCCCACCCAGCAGUACACCAUUCCCUUGAAGGGCCCGGGUUCUGGAGGCCCCCAGAGGGCCGGCUCCCUGAGGAGGGAGAAGAUGGAGGAUCGGAUCAGUAACGGCAUCUCCUCCUGCUCCGUCCCUCCCAGGCCGUUUAGAAGUGUGGGCCGCAGGUCCAAACUGGCCCAGGACUUCACGGCUGAGUUCCUGAGGGAGUCCAGACAGGAGUCUAGGCCGAGCAUGAACACAACCUGGGAGAAGAAUACGUCACCUGUGUCUCCUACCACCAGCCCACCACCAACAGUAGAGGCAACAGCCCCUCACUCCCACCAGACCACACCAAGCCCCCCUCAGCCCCCUGUCCCAUACCUGACUCAGACCUCAACCCGUGCCCACCAGUCUGUGCCCCUGAAAGCCCCUCUGAUUCCCAUGGACCCACGCAGCCUGGAGGCCCCACGCAGCCUGGAGGCCCCACGCAGCCUGGAGGCCCCACGCAGCCUGGAGGCCCCACGCAGCCUGGAGGCCCCACGCAGCCUGGAGGCCCCACGCAGCCUGGAGGCCCCACGCAGCCUGGAGGCCCCACGCAGCCUGGAGGCCCCACGCAGCCUGGAGGCCCCACGCAGCCUGGAGGCCCCACGCAGCCUGGAGGCCCCACGCAGCCUGGAGGCCCAAAGCAGCCUGGAGGCCCAAAGCAGCCUGGAGGCCCAAAGCAGCCUGGAGGCCCCAAGCCCCAAAGGCCUGGGGAAAGAGGAGGAUGAUACCUUGAGUGAAGCAGGCACCUAUACCAUCGAGACAGAGGUCCAGGAUAAAGAGGUGGAGGAGGCACGCAGCAAGAUAGAACAGGUGUUUGGUGUUGUUGAGGGGCCAGAGCAGCCCGACCAGACUGCAGCAGCAUAUAAGCCUGUUGAGUUUCAGGACAGGGAGGAGCGUAGGGAGAGUAGCUUGGUGGAUCUGACGCCAGGGCAGGGACAGAAUCUGGUGCAGGUACCGGGUGGCUCUAAGUGGGUGUCUCGCUGGGCCAGCCUGGCAGACAGCUACACACACUCUGGCCCUGCCUCAGGCCUCUUUGAAAUCCCCUCACAGAUGGACCUGUCAGGAGGAGUUGGUGGGAGGACCGUCCAUCAGGCGACGCUCAGUCGGAACAUCAAUAGUGUGGAAUCGGAAGGCCAGAGUUCCAGAACACAGCGUAUUCCUUCUCAGGCACCAUCGAUGGAAUAUAAUGAGACGCCAACUCCCAGCAUUCUUAUCCAUCAGGACACUUACUCUACCUAUGAUAUCAAAGAGAGGAGCUCCAGAGUCCUUGGACCACAGGAGGACCUCCACAACCUGUCUGUACAGGACGACCUUGACCUAGACAGCCUGAGUGAUGCCAGUAAGUCAGACGACGGCUCCAUCGUGGAGCAGAGGAAGAUGCCCACACCAGAAAGAACAGACAAGAUUACAUCUCAGAGCAGUGAAAAGGAGAGGGCCACACUCCCAGCCAAGUCUACAUCAUUCUACAUUGGCUCUAAGGAGACUGUGUCCAAACAGGAGCGGGGAUCCAGACCCAAUACACCCAAGAUUGAGAGAAAAUCACCACCACCUGCCAACACACCACAGUUCUCCACAGCCACCCUGACCAAACAACAGGGUGGACAAGACUUUCAGAAGACAGUCAAGCUCAACUCAUCAGCUCCCAAGCUGGACUACCAGGGCAGAGUCAGCCCUCAGCCCAAGGAGAUCUCAGUGUCUCUGGUCAGGCAGGAGAGCUUCAUUAAGGACCAGCCAAGUGAUGCUGCCCAGGUCACCAGACUCCCACACAUCUCCAGCCAGCCUGCUCUGAGUGACCCUGACCCUGCUGAGGCGUUCCAGGGUGUUUGCAGCCAGGACACCCACUCCUACCUCAAUGGGACCGAGGACUCUCUGGCUGCCCUGGAGGCCAAGCUCCAGGCCCAGCCGCCUGAUGUUGCUCCUCGCCCCAUAGAAUACUCUCUGUCUGGGGAGUCUGACAUGGAUUCAGCCAGCACUGCCAGCCUGUGCAACAACCAGACUGCCCCCAAGACCGGAUCCAAGAAGCCCUUUAUCACUAGUGGCCUUCAAAGGGAGAGGUCCUCUGCCAGCUCCUUCACCCAGGAGCCCAGUCGCCAGCAGUCAGCCCUCGAUCGCCUGUCAGAGAAGCGGCGGUCCCAGGGAGUGGACAGCAGCAGGAAGCCUGAACAAGACAGGAGGCUGGGGAUGAGAUGCUGUGUUGUAAAACAUGGCACCAUGGACCUGAGUGAUGACCCCCAGAGCUUCAGCUUACCCUACUGGCCUGAAACCAUCUCCUCAGACCAGGAGGGCUCCCGGCCCGCUGCAUGCAAGAAGUACACCGUCCCCCUGCAGAAGGUAGAUCCCACUAAGUCCUCCAAAGUGGCCCAGGCCCUAAGCCGAUCCAACAGCAUGUCUGCCCCACGGCCCACAAGAGCUUCAAUGCUUCGCCGGGCUCACCUGGGCGAGGCAUCCGACAAUGAGGUUACAGAGACGGACAGAAUCUCCCUGAACUCCCAGGAUACCAGUGGGACCACCAAGGUCUCCCAGGACAGUAAGAAGCAGCUCUCCAGGCUGGACAUGUUGGCUCUGCCCCGGAAGAGGACUAGCUCCUUCACCACUCCCAGUGAUACAGAGUCCUCAGCACCCAGGACAGGCUUCUCCAACCGUAGCACAGAGUCCAACAGCGGCUCUGGCCUUAAGGCCUCCGUGGCCGGGCCCAGCACUAAGCCUGCACUAGGCAGGGCCUCUGGAGCUCCAGGCAAGCUCAUCACCCGCUUCCGCUCCAGCAGUGCCAAAUACACCAGCAGCACAGCCAGCUCUAGACGACGACAGAAAGGCUCUGACUACACCUCCACCUCCGAGGAGGAAUUUGACUCUAACCAAAGCACCCUUAAACACAAACGCUCACACACACCCUCAGCUUCCCGCUCCCAGCCUCUCAUCCCCCCACGCCCCAAACCCCGCUCACGAGACUCGGACCAGGAGAGUCACGAGGGAGACGCCUACCAGAACUGUUCCUCUCACAGUGCUGAGAUAGCAAGACUGAGUCAGGGCCUGGCUAAAGAUCUGUCCGUCCUGGCCAGGGAGAUCCAUGAUGUGACUGGUGAUGCUGAUCCUCAGAGCUCUUCUGCAGUGGAGGCCAAUACACCUGUUUCUACCAUCACCGCCAGGGAGGUGUUGGUCCAUCCCAUCCCAGAGGCUGGUGUGAACUACCUUAGAGUUCCUCCUGGAUCCGCUGCAGCCAGGAACCCCGACCAAACCAUUAUGAAUGACCAGGAAUACAACUCCAAGCACAGAGGAUGGAACCAGGAAGUGGUUGUUGUGGAUGAUCUGAUGUUGAAUCCAGUGUCCCAGAUCUCUCUGGCUAUUCGAGAAAACACGGAGCAGCUAGCUGAGAAAAUAAAGGUACUAUUCCACAACAAAACUGACGUUUGGGGGGAGAUUGAAUCAAAGCUCAAUACUGAAAAUGACAUCCCCGUCCUGAAAGGCUCAAACAAGGAAAUCACAGCUAUUCUGAAAGAGCUCAGAAGAGUUCAGAGACAACUUGAAGUCAUCAACACUAUCAUUGAGCCCAGUGGAAAUCUUGAGCCAGCCAAAGCCUCCACUCCUAGUGCCCCCUCCUCAGCCGGGUUGAAGCCAUCCAGGGCCCCUUCGAGAUACUGGAGAACCUCAGGUUCCCAGCGGGGUGGGGUUCCCUCUGCCAGCUCCAGGCCCAGUGAGAGUGUCAGGAGAUCAGUUGUGGCCUCUGAGGCAGAGAGCUACGUGGUCUGAGGUUUUGGAACACAGUGCCUCCCCUUCACUGCUGCACCACAAUUCCAGGUGUUGAGAGAGAGAGUGGAUUAGAGAGGGGGAAAUAGGCACUGCUAGAGAGAACUGUGGCCCCACCGCACAAAGACACUACUGUACUGUGUGUGCACUACUAGACAACUGGAAUGCGCAUUGAACUGCCAUGGUGUGAGAAAGGGGUUGUACGAGACGCAUAAAGCCAUGCAGUGGUUAGUUCAGUUGAGGGAAAAUAGUAAUAGAUUUAUAGUAAUAGAUUUAUAUUCAAAUUGACAAAAAUAACUUUACACAAACAAUUUCUCAAGCAAGAAUUUUGCUAGGAGUGUCUGUGAGUGGUCUGAGUGGGGAGGAAAAACUGAAAACUAGCUGUUCUUAGCAGAGGUUUGGAACUCUUUGUUAUUGGUCUAUUAACCAAUGUACCGCAUGGUGAUGUAUCCAUGGAAAGCCGAAAUGUCCGCCCAUGCAAACCUGCUGAUUUAGAAGGACCUGUGUAGAUUGUAUUUUCAACCAGCAACUACCAGGAUUAGUGUUAGUUUCAUCAGCUGUUGAACAAUAUGAUACAAAACACACACACUGAAUUUUGACUACACUGGGCCUUUUAAGACGAGGUCAUUAUUCUGCCAUAUACCCUUGUUGAUCUCCCGUUCAGGAAACUUAAGCAUACUUGCAUUUGAUUGAUUGAUUUCUGUAAUUUUAUUAAUUGGGGAAAUUUUGCCACAAUCAGCUUAGAGCACAGUAUAUUUAAAAACAGCUUGAGUAUAUUUUAUUUAAGGAAGUGUGUAUAUAUAUAUAUUACUAAAGUAAUGAACUAAUACAGUUAAAGCAUAUUUUGACUGCUUGAUUAAAUGUAUAAGUAAAGAAUUUAUAUAAAGGAGUUCUCCAGGAUUCCUUGAUAGGUUUAUUCAAGACUUCAUCACUGCUUUCUUUGAAUACUCACUUUCUUUUGACCACUUUCUCCCUCUAUGGACCAGACCUAUUGAAGAAUGUCUAAAGUAUUUCAUUGUAAUGAUUUAUAUAUUAUUAAAGAGUUUAGAAACUGGCACUUGGACACUUGCUUUUGAGCCAAUAGAAUGUUAUUUUUCUGGUCUCUUAGACACUGAGGCAUUUUUUAAAUGAAACGUAAGAAUGUCUCUAGGAGUCAUUGCUUUACAUGGUAUCUCAUGUUGCCAGUAUAAAGUUGUGCGUAUGUAUUCUCUAGAGUCAAAGGUAGACAUCAGGUCUGCUUCCUCAUGCACUAUCUGACACUAUAGAUUUCCUUGUUCUCAGAACUGAAAGUCUGUGUGGAAUGUAUGGUUGGGUGGGCAGGGCUGGGGGGCUUAGUGCUGGGGUAGAACGUUAGUUUUAAUCACCUAGCAACAGCCAACUUUCUGGAGUGUCUGUGUAGCUCAGCCCAGAGAUUUUAGGCUUUGAACAGAAUAAAACAAAGGACUCAUUCAGGGCUUCUACCAGCUAGCGCCAUUUGGAAAGUGUGUUUGUAUUGCUGAUAGGUUUGAUUGUCAUAACUGGUCAGUUGAUUGCACAGCUCUCAAUAAUGUGGUCAGACAUACAGUGAGCUCUAAAAGUAUUGGGACAGUGACACAUUUGUUUUGGCUCUGUACUCUAGCACUUUGGUUUUGAAAUUAUAUAAUGACUAUGAGGUUAAAGUGCACACUUAACUUUAAUUUGAGGGUAUUUUCAUCCAUAUCGAGUGAACCGUUUAGAAAUGACAGCACUUUGUACAUAGUCGCCCCCCCAUUUUAGGGGACCAAAAGUGUUGGGACAAUUGGUCCCGUAUUCCUCGCACGCAAUGACAAUGAUUAUAUCAAGCUUGUGAAUCUACAAAGUUGUUUGAUGCAUUUGCUGUUUGUUUCGGUUGUGUUUCAGAUUAUAUUGUGCCAAUAUAAAUUAAUGGUAAAUGAUGAAUUGUCAUUUUGGAGAUACUUAAAGAAUAUAAUGUUUCUAAACACUUCAACAUUAAAUGUGGAUGAUACCAUGA
Messenger RNA from Salmo salar (Atlantic salmon), 7468 nucleotides. Lineage: Eukaryota; Metazoa; Chordata; Actinopteri; Salmoniformes; Salmonidae. The record is from RefSeq and is a predicted model, not a curated record.